ACAGUGCAUCAGUAGCAGGCCAUUCCAGAACAGCCAUGGCGUAUCCUUUGGCUUUUAGGUGCACUCCACUUGCACUCUAGUGCUCAAGGCGACUCGCUUGGUCACUUAUCCUCGGCAAAAUCGCCUGAUAAGAGCUUCCUGGUAUUUCUGAUCCUCCAGUCAUCCCCUAUUUUUUGUGAAACAGCUAUCCUCAGCCUGCACUGGGUCUGGAGGGUCCUGCAGCUGUAUGCGACCUUUAUUUUUCACUCGACGGUUUUUGGCCCUUUUAGCGUAGACUUCCCUCGGGUAGUCUCUGGAGAUAUUACUAGUAACUGUAGAUAAUAGACAGUUUAUUCCUACUCUUGCCUGAUUCAUAUCUCACGCCGUGGCCUGCAGUUCUUAGGCUCUCUCGCACGCUUUUGCAGUCGCGUGGACUUCGUGCGAUGGCGUCGUCCAUGUCGGUCGCCGACGUCGCAGCCUUCGCAGCGUCGUCGCUCGUCGAGUUCGCAGAAGUCAUCGUCAUCGCCGUCGCCACGUCCGUCCCCGUCGCCGGCCUCUGUAUAGGCGUCCCCGUUGUCCGCAUUAUCACCGCGUGCCUGCGCGGGCAGCGUACGCGUUUUAAUUACAUCCGGUGGUGGCUAACGUGCGCCGUGUCGCUCCUGCUGCUCGUUAAUCUCCUCUUCCUAGCGGUCGGCAUCGGCGCGCUUUGGCUGCAGAUGCCGCCUGAUCCGGCCGCCAUGUCCAAGGGGACGUGCCGCGUCGUUUCCGCAGGCGUGGAUUUGCGAUCCGUCAAGCUGUGCACCGUUAACGACACCUCCUCCUCGUCCUCGUCGUCGUCGUCGUCGCCCACCUGGUUACCCUCUUCGCCACCCACCUGGCAAGCCCCUUCGCAGGCCUCGCCGCACCCCUCCUCCCGUCCGUUCGCCACUCAAUCCUCGUCCUCUCCUUACGCCUCCCCUUCUCCUCCUUCCUCCCCCAACCACCCCUCUUCCGCGCACGUCUCCUCAUCCUCCUGUCACUCCGCGCCUCCUUCUUCCCCCUCAACCGCCUCUCCUCCCUUCGCCUGUUCCUCUCCCCAUUCCCCUCCUGUCUCCCCCCCUCCCCCCAACUCCCCCUCCUCCCCCCCCUCGUCGCCCCCUUCCCUCUCUUCCUCCCUUCUCUCUCUCCUCCCCCACCCUCUCCUCUCCGUGCUCCCCCUCUCCCCCUCCGCCACGCGCUGCCACUUCACCUACUAUUGGGCGGCUUUAAUCCAGCUGGACCUCAACGUCUCCUUCCACUCGCCGUCCAACACGUGGCGGUCGAUGCGUCAGCAGAAGCGGCUGAAAAGUCAACGGAAUCAAACGGAGUCUGUCAAGGCCGGGAAGCAGGACAGUGCUGCGUCAGCGUCAGGGGGCGAGCAGAAGGCGCACUGGGGCCAAGAGAGCAUAACCACCAUCCGCACCACCACCACGCUCCCCGACCCACUGUCGCUCUCGCUGCCUGACUCCAAAUGCCGCCCGGAUUUCAACGCCGCGUGGCGCGCGAAGGACAAGUACAAGGUGGCCUCCCUGCACAAGUGCCUCUACGACCCCCGCCACCCGCACAGGGUGCACCUGCCCCCGCCCCGCUCCAUGCGCCAGUGUCCGCCCCCUGCGCGCCAGGGGAUCUUCAUUCACCUGGCUGCAGGCGCCAUAAACAAAUGGUUCUUUUCAGACGAGUCCAUAUUCCAGCCCUCAUCGUCGGUGGGCAAGCUCUACCUGGGUCUCAGCCUUGGAGUUCUCCUGGGGGUGGCGUGCUGUGUCGGCACACACGUCUUUGGCCGCAUCGUCGUUGCACUCGACUGCUUCCAGCCCCCUGCCUCCUCCCUCUUCGUCUCCGCUAUUGAGGUGAGUCGUGGCCUGCGCAUCACUCUCAUCGGCAGGUGCCACACACUCGCAGCAGGCAGCGAUGGAAGGGAGCAGGCUGGGCGAGCUUCUCAAAUCCCCAGAGCGAGCUCCAGCAGAGGGAGCAACAGUGGCAGUGGGGACGGCAGCGGUGGCGGCAGCAGCGGUGGUAGCAGUGUGCUAUACCCACAGGAGCCCUCCCCUGGGUCACUUGAAACAAUCCGAGGAUUCUGCCGCCCUUCCUUGGUGGACGGCCCGAUUUUCUCCAAGAGGCACUCUCACCGCUCCCAAGAGCUCCCCCGCGCGGCAACCUCAGAGCUCCCCAAAACUGGCUUUUCCCCUGAGGAGCUUGACGAUCUCCCAGAGAGCAUCCUCGGCUGCUUCUGCCCGUCUCUUGUCGACAGCCCAUUCCUGGCCAAGAAACACCUGAACCGCUCACCUGAGCGGUCACCUGAGAGGUUUCCUGGGCGGUUACCCAGCCUUCGGCGCUCGUCCAGCUUAAGCCACAGCCUGAGCCAUUUUCUGGCACCAAGGGCAGAUGUGGAGCCGCUUUCGCUGGGCCAGCAGGCGGAGCAGGCACCUUGGCAGCAGCCACAGUCACAACUGUUUAGGUCACAAGAGCAGGAGCAGGAGGUGAGUCCGGAUGCAUGGCAGUCAUGCUCUGUGGCGUCGCGGCGUCCAGCAGUGGCAGAAGCUCCUGCAGGAGCACAGCUGGGUGAUGUGGGUGGUGUGGGUAGCUGCUCUGUCACACAAGAUUCUGUGGCCGCUGUUCAAGAGGCAGAGCAACCACCAGGAGUUCCGCCACUGUCACUCUUGUCGGCAGCGCCCUUGCCACCAA
This is a messenger RNA of Closterium sp. NIES-67, 2679 nucleotides long. NCBI's taxonomy places the organism in Eukaryota, Viridiplantae, Streptophyta, Zygnematophyceae, Desmidiales, Closteriaceae. The record is from the annotation of a GenBank genome assembly.